AUGCUCUUCACCAACGCCAUUGUCGCCAUCGCCCUCAGCGUCUCUGUCAAUGCCAUGCCCCAGCCGUACCCCAACAAGUGUGGCGACCAGGUCUGCCCUGCCAACAAAGCCAAGUGCUGCGAGGUCAUUGUCAACGGAGUGGCCGAGCUCGGCUGCUUUGCUGAAUGCCCACCCAUCCAAGCUCUCGAGCGUCGACAGCCAUACCCAAACAAAUGUGGCGAUCAAGUUUGCCCCGCAGACAAACCCAAAUGCUGUGAGGUUAUUGUCAAUGGGGUCGCUGAACUUGGGUGCUUCGCGGAAUGUCCUGCUCCGCCUUCAGGAGAAGUAAACUUUGGACGACGCGACGAACCGAUGGUCACCAUCGCUGCAUCACCUCCUAUUGCUACCUUUGGUCCCAAGUGCGGAGACUCCUUUUUCUGUCCCGUCGGCAAGGUCUGCUGCCCUGAUGCACUCUACGAAUGUGCCGAUCCUGACAAGGUCAGCGAACAAUGCCCCAAGCAGUAG
This is a messenger RNA of Fusarium pseudograminearum CS3096, 504 nucleotides long. RefSeq lists its product as uncharacterized. The transcript has a single exon. The record is from RefSeq and is a predicted model, not a curated record. Bases 1 to 504 code for a protein of 167 amino acids. NCBI's taxonomy places the organism in Eukaryota, Fungi, Ascomycota, Sordariomycetes, Hypocreales, Nectriaceae.